AUGAGGCCAACUACUACACCAGCGAUUCGCGAGGGAGACAAUGUAUUAGGUGAUCUGAUCAAUCCGAAAGGAUUUCCGAUUGGGCUUCCUUUGCUUCAGAAUUCUUUCCCUUUCCCGUAUACCGACAAUAUCAGAUCGUUUCGAUUAUCGAGGUAUAAGCAUCAUGGUUUGCAAGGCGCCGUAGUGGCUGAAUGUAGCGAGAAUGGCCUUCCAAUGAAGGUAAAACACAUCUAUUACUGGCCUGGCGAUCAUAUUUCGUUCACGUGCAAAGUUUGUCAACGAGGUCUCGAUUCAAAUGGAAAGAUCAAGACGUGGGGUUGGGCCGCAAAAGUAUACGAUUUUUUCGAUCAUUACGAGAAGAAUAAGAAGUUGCAACACGCGGAUGUUGGCGUGCAAUUUUUCCCAUCCAACUUCAAGAUCAAUACAGGAGUGACGGAAUUCGAGGGAUCAGGGGAUUCUGGUCCCUCUUACAUGCCCGGAAAUCGAAUUCAGGCCACAGAGAACGGAUCUUUCCCCCAUAUCCGACGACAAUGGUUUGAACGUAUUGGCAAGACGUUUCACAUUCAUAAUGCUGAAGCAAGAGCGGCUGGUGUGUAUUUUUGCUACGAUGACACCGGGAUCAAUUUGGUCCGCUAUUUCUAUAUUCUCCACGCAAUGACCCCGAUCAAUCGAGUGAAUUGGAUGGAUGAUGCUAAUUUGAAGAAUCGUCUUCAGCUGAGUCCGGAUAUGGGCAAAAUGGUCUGUGAAUUGCCGGACAAAAAGGAUUUAUCAAAUCCUCCAUAUCAUUGUCGCAAUGACUGCGGGAAACCGAUUUAUAUGUACCCGGAUACUCAAUGGAAAUUCAACUGGCGUCCCAUCAUCUAUAAACCCGAAAAUGAGCCUCUCUGUGAUAAGGGUUAUCUUAAAUGCGAACAAUAUCUGAAACUUCACCCCAACACCGGUGGCCUAGCGAUACGAAAAGUGCCGGAGACUGCGAUACAUCUGCAUGUUUUUAAGCGAUCGAUCAAUGAUAGACCAUUCUACACGGAUGUGGCGUUGGCUUUUCGAUGGGAGCCGUGGAGUAGAUGCGAUUCGGGAAGAACACAUCAACGCCGGGAGGGACACUGUGUUUUGCAGCUCGUCGAUGGUAAAAAGAAAACGAACUCGGAAAAUACUCAUACGAAAGCAACGAGGUGGAUGUCUCGAUUGGAUAGCAUUUUCAGGCUUUCUGGAGGAAAGAAUACGACAUUUGUGAGAUUGCACAGUUCAACUUUGAUGACGAUGAUCAUGGAUCAACCAGUGAACACCGAUUGUGGAGCAAGAGAAAGAUCGAAGAGUGUUCAAAAGAUUGACGAGUUUUAUGAACAGGUAAUCUUUCCGUCGUUGGACAUCCCGGGAGAACAAUUCAACCGAAAGAAAUUCACAUUGAACAACGAGUGGAGGGCUUGUUUUAAAUACAAACACUCGGGAGAAAAUGCGGGAAGUGAUGGAUCGUAUUCGGAUAUUGUUGGCACCUAUGUGAUCGAAACAAAGGAGUGUCCU
This is a messenger RNA of Mesorhabditis belari, 1521 nucleotides long. NCBI's taxonomy places the organism in Eukaryota, Metazoa, Nematoda, Chromadorea, Rhabditida, Rhabditidae. The record is from the annotation of a GenBank genome assembly.